UCUCCAGAAAGGAAGAAGCCGACUGAAGAAUGCUUACCCGCCUGUCUCGUCGCUUCUCAGUCGUGGUCGCCGCUCCGCCGGGCACACCGGUCCGCCCGUAUGCCAUGCCGUAAGACGCCCGCCUGCCAGCGAAAACUGCCCAGCACAGCCUAGUCGUGGUUCGACGCGACACGGCUGUGGUUCAUGACGUGAACGUGGAUAGAGACGACAAAGGAGUGUUUGAGUGGCAAGUGGAAACCGCGACCUGCCGGCUGAAGAGGAAUACGAAACGCGGGUAGCCGUCGGACGAGCCAGCGCGUGAAAGGGGACUUCGAUAUUCUUGCGCGUGUGGGUGUUUGUGUGCUCGUGAACGGCGGUAUUGUGCGAAGAUGAAAUCGACGGCCGCUCGCGAGCGAGAGGACGACAUGUGCACGCGGAGUAUGCCCUGUAGGGCCGUUCGACCGCUGUCUUUUCCUGUGCAAAUUGGACGCCGUGGAUGGGAGAUUGCCUUAGCCAUCACGCUGUGUGUAAUAGUGUUGCUGUGCGUGUUCGAGCCCUCCGAAGCAGCUAGUGCAGCCUGGACGCAAGUUGACGUGGAGGACAAUGAAGCCAUCCUGUUUGCCCCGGAGGCGCCACCUUCUUCCAUCCCUGCGGACCGUUUGAAUCCUCAGCCGAAGAGGGUGAAAUGUCUCUACUUCAAGACUUGGCCGCUGCGCACCUACUGCCACGUUCUUGGCCUGACGGGUGUCAUCACGGCACAAGUGGCCGACGAAGAGUGUCGGGCCAUAUCAAUGGACAUCAUCAGCUUGAAUACCACACCCAUGCAUCGACUGUGCACUCUGAUGAAGCACUUCGGUCUGGAGGAGCGCAAACUGUGGCUUGCUGACGUGUUGGAUCGUUCUGAUACUCUGACGUGGGAUGAGUGCAACAUUGAAGUACUGGCCGCAAAUGUAACAAAGCCGCCUUCGAACUGCACCAUCUGCAAUAUCGCCGUUGUUUGCGAUGCUGGGUUCUACCACUCGAAUGGAUCGAACUGCAUUGUCAUGGAACACGGCAAUGAGGAGGUCGAAUACUGUUAUCACGAUGAUAAGCUCAGCGCACUCGAGAGUCGUCAGAGCUGCCUGAGCCAGCCAUCGCCGUUCUCGAUGCUUAUGGAUGGACGGCUGCUGAACGACUCGCAGGUGGACUACAUAAGGCAACUGGUGCGCACCGACUUGAAGUUUUGGGUAGAUCUCAAACAGGAAGACGUGGGUCAGCUGAGUGGCGUGGUUGCCUUCGACGCCUACGCCAUUGACUGGAACACGUCCUGCUUCACGGUGUGGUUUGGCCGCGACGUACCAUGGUUCUUCAAGAGCAGCUGCGAUGAAAUCAUGUCAAGGCCGACUCUCUUCCUUCACACUCAGCUGAGUGGCGUGGUUGCCUUCGACGCCUACGCCAUUGACUGGAACACGUCCUGCUUCACGGUGUGGUUUGGCCGCGACGUACCAUGGUUCUUCAAGAGCAGCUGCGAUGAGCUAUAUCCAGUAGUCUGCGAGGACAGCACAAAGAGAGGACGUGGAAUGAACUACCAGUUCACUGACUGCAUUUACCACAAGUCACAGUCCUGGAUGUUCGACUACUGUGUUCCGGAGGGGCGUGCUUUCAGCAUGACCGCAGCUGCCAAGUUCUGCGACGAUCAUGCCAUGACUCUCUUGAAUGGAAAAACCCUGCACGAGCUCUUCUUCGUCUACACGCGUAUUGACAAGCAGCCCAGCAGUGUUACUGAUAACUUCCUCGUAUGGGACGCAAGAGGAUCGCUCGGCGGGCAAGCACUUUCUUCUGUCUUGUACAAUGGCAGGGAUCGUAUAUCGUACAACCAACCGUUUCAUAAAUGUCAGGCCCUCGGCAUUAGAGGAUCAUCAUUUGUUCCAGUUCUGCGAUCAUGUACCGAAAAAUUGGGAUACAUCUGUAGACAGAAGAAGUUACCGGAAGCGCAUGGCUUUAACUGCGCAAACGUGAGAAGGUUUCAAAAAAACCGCCCUCCGACCUGCAUAAACUACCUCAAAAUGACCUAUGAAGAAAGCCUCCAAGCCUGCAAGGCCCUGGGAAUGAACCUUCUGCCAGAUAACUUGGUUGUAGAUGCUUACGAAAACCUGCUGGGAAGCUACGAAGGCAAUGAAGGCAUGGCGUACUGGCUUAAUACUCCGUCCGAAAGAAAGUCAUGCACAGCACUCGUGCGCAAUGAAACCACGGUCAUACUUUACGGAGUAGACUGUUCUACAAAGUUUCGUUCACUGUGUGUUUGUGAGUACCUCCUGCCAAUCAUCACUUGA
Molecule: messenger RNA, 2291 nt
Organism: Rhipicephalus microplus (southern cattle tick)
Lineage: Eukaryota; Metazoa; Arthropoda; Arachnida; Ixodida; Ixodidae
Biological process (GO): G protein-coupled receptor signaling pathway; cell surface receptor signaling pathway
Cellular component (GO): plasma membrane
Molecular function (GO): G protein-coupled receptor activity
Source: RefSeq, a predicted model, not a curated record